Messenger RNA from Terrapene triunguis (Three-toed box turtle), 1083 nucleotides. It is a transcript of the gene FUT9, whose product is annotated as fucosyltransferase 9. The record is from RefSeq and is a predicted model, not a curated record. The transcript has a single exon. NCBI's taxonomy places the organism in Eukaryota, Metazoa, Chordata, Testudines, Emydidae. The coding region runs from base 4 to 1083 and encodes 359 amino acids. Gene Ontology annotation, cellular component: membrane. Gene Ontology annotation, molecular function: alpha-(1->3)-fucosyltransferase activity.
AUUAUGACAUCAACAUCCAAAGGAAUUUUCCGGCCAUUUUUAAUUAUCUUCAUUGUGUUGGGUUGUUUCAUGGCAUUUUUACUUAUUUACAUCAAACCAACAAACAGCUGGAUCUCUGGUCCCAUAGAAUCAGCCAGCUCAGUUCUGAAAAUGAAGAGCUUCUUUUCUACCAAAAGUGAUUAUUUUAAUGAAACAACAAUACUGAUCUGGGUUUGGCCAUUUGGGCAGACAUUUGAUCUUACAUCCUGCCAAACAAUGUUCAACAUCCAGGGGUGCCAUCUAACUAUUGACCGCUCACUAUAUAACCGAUCUCAUGCCGUCCUUAUUCACCACAGAGACAUCAGCUGGGAUCUCACUAAUUUACCUCAGCAAGCUAGGCCACCAUUCCAGAAGUGGAUUUGGAUGAACUUGGAGUCUCCAACUCACACUCCGCAAAAGAGUGGCAUUGAACACCUGUUCAACCUGACCCUGACUUAUCGGCGUGAUUCAGAUAUUCAAGUGCCUUAUGGCUUCAUGAAGGUUAGCACAAGCCCCUUUGCAUUUGAAGUGCCGAGCAAAGAGAAGUUGGUAUGUUGGGUUGUAAGUAACUGGAACCCCGAGCAUGCUCGAGUCAAGUAUUAUAAUGAGCUAAGCAAAUAUACUGAAAUCCAUACCUAUGGGCAAGCAUUUGGAGACUAUGUGAAUGAUAAAAACUUGAUUCCAACUAUCUCCACUUGUAAAUUUUACCUGUCCUUUGAAAACUCAAUCCACAAAGAUUACAUUACUGAAAAACUUUACAAUGCUCUUCUGGCUGGAUCUGUACCAGUUGUAUUGGGCCCAUCCAGAGAAAACUAUGAGAAUUAUAUUCCAGCAGAUUCUUUCAUUCAUGUGGAAGAUUUCCUCUCCCCAAGAGAGCUAGCAGAGUAUCUUCUGAUGCUUGACAAAAAUAAUAAGCUGUACCUUAGCUACUUUAACUGGAGGAAAGACUUCUCAGUGCAUCUUCCUCGGUUCUGGGAAUCACAUGCAUGCCUUGCUUGUGACCAUGUAAAGAGACACCAGGAGUACAAGUCCAUUGGAAAUUUAGAAAAAUGGUUUUGGAAUUGA